AUGAUGAUAUUAUGUCUAAUUUUGAUCCUUGGAGUUUUGGGCUGUCAAUCAAAAAUAAAUCACAAGGACAGCAGUUAUUUGAAUCAUGUACAACUGGUUCAUCAAUUCAGAUGUUCAUUACCUCAACCAAGAGCGGUGCGGAUCGAAGAACUUUUAUCAGUAGGCCCCAGUCCUGAUGAAAUAUUCUACCCAUUUUCAACAGUCUUGUCUCGUUGUGAAGGUGCUGGCUGUUGUCCCCAAGAAAACCAAGUGUGUGGACCGAUUCAGACUCGGAAUGUAAGCUUAGUAUUUAUGGUCAAGCAUCGGAUUGAUCAGCAGCGAGACCGGCAUCACGAAGUAAUUCACGCCGUGGAACAUGUCAAAUGUGCAUGUGUUGAUAAAGACAAGGAACCUUUUCAAAAUUUCUAA
Molecule: messenger RNA, 408 nt
Organism: Cotesia congregata
Lineage: Eukaryota; Metazoa; Arthropoda; Insecta; Hymenoptera; Braconidae
Source: the annotation of a GenBank genome assembly